This is a messenger RNA of Cavenderia fasciculata, 126 nucleotides long. RefSeq lists its product as uncharacterized. The transcript has 2 exons. The coding region runs from base 1 to 126 and encodes 41 amino acids. The record is from RefSeq and is a predicted model, not a curated record. Lineage: Eukaryota; Evosea; Eumycetozoa; Acytosteliales; Cavenderiaceae.
AUGAAAUACUCAAAGUGUGGUUGGUUCCUCUCUCUCUCUCUUUUUGAAAAAUGGAGGGAUGCAGUAUCAUUAAUAAAAAUGGACGAAUACGGAGGAGGUGACGGGUAUGAUCUCAAAGAUAGAUAG